Messenger RNA from Corapipo altera (White-ruffed manakin), 1603 nucleotides. It is a transcript of the gene THOC3, whose product is annotated as THO complex 3. Gene Ontology annotation, cellular component: THO complex part of transcription export complex. The transcript has 6 exons. Bases 81 to 1052 code for a protein of 323 amino acids. Gene Ontology annotation, biological process: mRNA export from nucleus. Gene Ontology annotation, molecular function: protein binding. Lineage: Eukaryota; Metazoa; Chordata; Aves; Passeriformes; Pipridae. The record is from RefSeq and is a predicted model, not a curated record.
UGGAGACGCGCCAGGCGCGGGGUGGUGGCGGAAGUGCCGUCGGGCGCCGUGCCGGGGCGGGGCGCGGUGCCGGCCCCGCCAUGGCGGUGUCCCCGUACGUGCAGGCCAUGCAGGAGCUGUUCCGCGCCAACACGCGGAGCCGCGAGUUCCCCGCGCACGGCGCCAAGGUGCACUCGGUGGCCUGGAGCUGCUGCGGCCGCCGCCUCGCCUCCGGCUCCUUCGACAAGACCGCCAGCGUCUUCCUGCUCGAGAAGGACCGGCUGGUGAAGGAGAACAACUACCGGGGCCACGGAGACAGUGUGGAUCAGCUCUGCUGGCACCCCAGCAACCCUGACCUCUUUGUCACAGCGUCCGGGGACAAAACCAUCCGCAUCUGGGACGUCCGCACCACCAAGUGCAUCGCCACUGUCAACACCAAAGGUGAGAACAUCAACAUCUGCUGGAGCCCCGAUGGACAGACCAUUGCCGUGGGGAACAAGGAUGAUGUGGUCACCUUCAUUGACGCCAAGACACAUCGCUCCAAAGCUGAGGAACAGUUCAAGUUUGAGGUGAACGAGAUCUCCUGGAACAACGACAACAACAUGUUCUUCCUCACCAACGGGAAUGGCUGCAUCAACAUCCUCAGCUACCCAGAGCUGAAACCCAUCCAGUCCAUCAAUGCCCAUCCUUCCAACUGCAUCUGCAUCAAGUUUGAUCCCAUGGGGAAGUAUUUUGCCACGGGCAGUGCUGAUGCCUUAGUCAGCCUUUGGGAUGUGGAUGAGCUGGUAUGUGUGAGGUGCUUCUCCAGGCUUGACUGGCCCGUGCGGACACUGAGCUUUAGCCAUGAUGGGAAGAUGCUGGCAUCGGCAUCAGAAGAUCACUUCAUUGACAUUGCCGAGGUGGAGACAGGAGAGAAGCUCUGGGAGGUGCAGUGUGAGUCCCCUACCUUCACAGUGGCCUGGCACCCGAAGAGGCCACUGCUGGCCUUCGCCUGUGAUGAUAAAGAUGGCAAAUACGACAGCAGCCGGGAGGCUGGCACCGUCAAGCUCUUCGGGCUCCCCAACGACUCCUGAUGAAGCUGCACCUGGGGAGGCAACACCUGCCUACUCUUGGGAGUGGGAGCUUAGUGUAGGUAGAGCAAGGAGUUGGCUCCUCUCCUUGGCAGCCUGGCAGGGCUGCGACCUCGGGCUCGGCUCAGUGCAUCCUGCUCUUGGGAGCAUUUGUAAAUAGGCAGCUGUGUGAUGGGGAUGAUGGGGGUGCCCCCCCUCUGCCACCUCCUCUCUGGAGCAUGGGGAGCUUGUUCCAAAGGCAAGUGGCCAAAGAAAAUCAGUCGCUGGAGGUGGCUGCUGAGGGGCCUUCCAUGAGAGGAGCUCCUUCCUGACCAGUCUCCCCAGCAGUGAUAAGCUAUGUGACUGUCCCCUUGUCCCCAACAGCCUGGUGGCGAGGGCAGCCCUGGGAGCACAGCCUGCCCCUUUUCUUCCCAGACAUACCAUGUCCCUUCCCUGUGCUGGGGCAGUGAGGAGAUGGUGAAGGGAUGCAAGCUGGGAGACGUUUCCCCAGCUGGGGCUGAGUUUUUUUAAUACUUGUUUUUUUCUAAUUUUGAUAAAUUCUCUUCCUUAACGAA